GGUAUUUAUGAUAAAGUCCCUAUAUCCCUAUGUCCAUGUGUUCAGGGCUGCGCGAUUCAUACGUAUUGUUGGAGUAGUGGAGUGUUUUUUAUUUAAAAACAGAUUAGACAUGGAACAGUCACGUGUUUUGUAUAACUCGUGUGUUAGAAAGUUGACAUGUAUCGUUUGAACUUAGUGCCGGUAGAUUUGUACGCUACUACACAAUUUUAAACCACUCAAAAUAUUUAUAAUACAUAUAUGUGUAUGUCAAACAGACUUGAAAUUUAUAUUUAAGCUAAAUUUUGGACUGCAGAAGUUUUUUGGGAUGACAAAAAACGUCUAUUGCGCAGCAAAAAUAAAUUAAAAUUAUACUCCAAAUUGACUUGAGAUCUGAUAAUGAUUUUACAAUGAAUGAAUAAUUUAAGUUUGUUACCAAAAGGUCAAAUGCGUAGCUUGUCAAGUAAAAGUGUAUUAUGGAUAAGCGAAAGAUUAAAUCAAAGUUUGGUUUAAUUAAAGGUACAAAUUCAUUGUUAAGCCAAUUAUCCUCAAAAAGUGAAGACUGCGUUGUAAGAACAAUAAGUUGCAAUGAUAAUUCUACUCCAAAUAAAAGAAAAAAAUCACAGCCGGAUACCAAAACAAUAAACAGUGACGAAGAACCAUUAUAUUCAACGGUAGUAAGUCCACCUCCUAAGAGAAAAAAAAGUCAAUUGGAUUUGACUCAACGAACACCCAAAGAACGUGAAAAAUCUAUACCCCGUACCUUAGGGAUAAGUGGUCCAUCCCAAAAAGAAAUUUGGCAUGAGACAAGUAUGCCCAGAGACAUGGAUAAAGAACCUAAUGAUUUAAAUGUUUCCGGAAGUUCUAUGUCAAGCCCUUUCAAAAAUUCAAAUAUUAUAUCCAGUACUCAAAAGGAAUACGCAUUCACCAAACCAACAAAAUCAAAUCCUGCGCCUCCUUUAAUAAAUACGAAAAACAAGAAACAUACAAAAUUAACAAAAGGACAAACGCAAAAUAAACUUAUAAGUUUCUUCAAUGAUGCCGGAAUCAUGUCAGAUCUCGAGGAUCACUGCUACCUGCUUAACAAUGAUCCACCAGCAACAAAGGAAAUAUUAUCAGAAUUAUUAUAUUCCGGGCAGUUUGAGACCGAGGAAAUCAUAGAUUUAUGGAAAGAACAUAUUCAAGUUACUGAAAAUCUUCAAGUUGCAAUUAACAACAUUAAGAUAUCAAAAGAUGAUGGAAAUUACAGUAGCUUGAAUCAAAUGUCCUUAGUGCGGAUUUUGUUGCAAGUUCCACCACUACAAACUGCUAUGAUUAAUUGUUUACUACAACAUUUACUCAAUUCAAUUUUACUUGCUGAUUCUGCAGAUGAUGUUCCUUGGGCUAAUUUGUUACUACAACAAUUUCGGUUUUUAGAGAUGAUAAGUGAUUCAGAAAAUUUAACAAAUAGACUCGAAGAACUAUUAGAAUCAUGUCCGGAGUGGUUUCAACGUGAACUGAUAUUUCUUCUUCCGGACAUUGUUACUGAUGCACAGCACCACACGAUUGCUGAAAUACUGUGUAAAUUAAUGAGUACAAACAAUAGUUUGACUAAUGUUGUUCUUGAAUGUUUAAUUAAUUUAACUCUUGGCAAAGAAUUCAUGGACGAAUUGAGAGAAAAAGUAUUGGACAUGCUCAAGAGUAACUUACACAUGAGUGCGUUUCCUGCCGUUGUAAGUUUUGUUCUUACUGACUGUUCAACAGUAAAUACGUGUAUGAAGACCUUGAACUCUCUUCGUGCACUCGAGAUGCAACAACUUAUUAAAACAAACAUGAAUGAGUGUUUUACAAAUCAAGUAUUGGUCGUCAAUGCUCUAAAGACAAGCAUUGCUGUAUCGAAAGAAGUGGCGAAGACUGCAAUGAUGGUUGUGAAAAACGUAAAAAAAGAUCCUAAACCACUGGAUAUAAUCAUUAUUUUACUGAUCUUUUCUGGUGGAACAGCAAAGAGAAAAAGUGCCGAAUCGAUACUUAAGCAGCAUGUUCGUUCCGGGCUUUAUAGAACCAACUUGUUAAACAUACUAUACAAUGAAUACAAAGAGGUAGCCCGUAAUUUACAGCCCGCAGCAAUAAUAUUGGCGAGUACUCUCUUAAAAGCAGACGAUCCACUUUAUGUAGAAUUCGCCAUAGAAUGGUUUCGUUAUCAGUUCGUCAGUCAAGCAGAUACGCCGUAUAAACAAAGAGAAAUUUUAGAGAAGAUCCUGUUUGUUAUAGGCAACAACAAUCGCACGUCCAAAAACGCCCUUGCAGUCCUUUGCAAGAUGGCACUCAAUGAUGACGAACGAAUUUAUUUACAAGCGCAUUGUAAUCAUUUAAAGAUUUUACUAGAAAUGAUUGACAAUCUUGAUCUUGAAGAAAUUGCUACUUUGAAUGAUUUGUUACACGGCUUGUGCACGAAUUCUUUUUCGGCAUCAAAUGCUUUACAGGACGAUCUAGUUAUGCUAAUGCAAAAGCAAUUGUCUAACGCCAAACCUCUGAUAAAAAGUAAAGGAGUUUUAGGAGCUGUUAUGGCUAUAAAACACUUAGCUGGAAAACCAGAAAACCAAGAAACUGCUGUCGAUAGAUUCAGAAAUGUACUUAUCGGUGUAAAAAAUUGUCCAAGAUCGCAAGCUCUAUUUUAUGAUCAGAUAGCACAAGUCAUUACAAAUACAACAAAUUUUGAUAUCAAUUUCAUCCAAGCGUUUAAAGAAGAAUUCGAACAAGAGCUUAUAAAUAAGUUCAUGAUCAGUCAAGAAGAUUACAAAGGAAACCUCGUACCUCGGUUUGGCUUGAAUGAAGCUGAAAAAGAGCCCGACAUUAAUCUGUUGUCUUUUGGAGAUGGAAAAACCGGAUCAGUUUUACCAGCUUUAUUUCGGGCCGUUCGAAUAUGUAAUCUGUGUUUAAGUGAAGAUGGGAACUUAAAUGAUAUCAAUGCCCUCUUAGGAUGUGCCAUUUUAAUGCCACCGGAUUUAGAAAUCCCUGAAGCAUCUGUACUCGAUCAAAUGAUGUACUGCAUAAAUUGGUUUCGAGAAAUAAUUAGUGGCUUUGUUACACAAACUGACGCCUUGUUGAAGAAGCAAGUCCUGCAACGUCUUGACGAUUUAAUGCGUAUGCAAGGAGAAUUGAAUACUAUGUUGAGGCUUUGUGACGUGAACUAUCAGCCACCGCCGACAUAUUUUCACCGUUUUCCGAUACCGCCGUUUGUUAAAAUUGAGAAGAAGAUUAGUAAACAAGGCAAAAAGGGUAAUUUAGAAAGGACUAAUAUUUUACCGGAAUGGGAAUCCUGGGAAAUAGGUUCUGAAUUAACCAUGAAGAAUCCUAUCUAUUUUCGACGCCUCGACGCGAAGGUCGUCCAUCUUUUGGACAUGAAGAUGGAUUUACAUUUAUCUCAAGUGUCGCUGGAAAAUCGACAGAAUAUUUCCAUAGCUCAAGUAUGCUUUAUCGUAAAGGAACUCUCAGGAAUGUUGGAAGCUGAUUCAACGGAGACGUUUAUGCGAGAUCUAGUUCAUCUGUUACCAAAGAUUUGCAGUAAACUACAACACAUAGUCUCGGAACUUCGAGUCACACAAGACGCUCAAAACAGAGAAGCUGUGCGAUUAAUUGCUCGUUUGUUGACAACAAUCUUCAAAUGGAAAGGGUUUGAAAGUACAAUGUAUAAUGCAAUGCUACGCGAGGCACUAAGAACAAUAGCAAGUCAGAUGGAUGAAUCGAAAGCACAGUUACGUUCUAGCAAAGAGCUUGUUGCGGAAUCAUUUAAAUAUUGCGAAUCACUGGUUGAUAUCGCUACGCAAAUAUCGGUAGCACUUGCACUUGUCCAUUUAUGUCAAUCUCUAAUGAAACAUUCUGAAACCUUCACACAACAGCAUAAAGAUAAACUAGCAAACAUGGCAUUUGGAUUUCUAAAUCUUGAAUGGCCUGAAGAAAAACAUACUACUUCUAGUUACAAAAUUGCUGUCAAUGGGUUAUUAAACUGUUGGAUCGACUAUGAGCCAAAUCUAUUAGCUACAGUAACGAAGUUACUAGAAUGGCUACCGGAAGAAAUCGAAAAACUGGAAAAACCGCAGGAUAGUUUGAAAACACUGCCAACGGUAAACAGAAAUAAUUUUCAUCUAUUGUUCAAAAAGAUAUUCGAUGGAUUAAUCAAAGGUGUAAAAGCAGCAUUGCUAACGGCAAAAACCGAUCCGCAAAGAAUAAAAAUAUGGCAGACAGCUUCGGAGAAUUUACGAAAAAUAAUCGACAUUUGCAAAACUCUGAAAACCAGGUCUAAUUUGCUAUUGUACCUUAAAUACAUUCCGAUAUUGCUCAAACUAUUCAUUAGUUCUGGUAUCCCGAUCCUUGAAUACAAUUUAAAAUAUCAAACAGAGGAAAUUAAGGGAAUAUUAAAAUCGAUACAAGGGGGUACAAAAUACUUAAACACAGUCUGUUGCCAUAGUAGGGAACAAAAGGAUACAGCAUUAACAAAACACAUACCGGCUGCUAAAUCACUAGCAGAACAGUUACUCUUCCGUGUAAAAGGGAUGCUAGUUCUAAACAAUAGUUCAGGUGCUUUUUGGAUGGGCAACUUAGUUAAUAAGAACUUGGAUGGUUGUGAGAUACUAUCACAGAGCGAAUCUUCCGAAGAACCAACGAGAGCAACUGAUUUAUCAACAGAAGACACUAGUGAAAAUAUGUCAUCCGAAAUUCUAGGCAGUGAAUCUGAAAGUGAUAUCCACGAAGGAUUAGAUUCCGAUUAAAAUUACCGCCUAUACAUAAAUAAAUCGAAAUAGAAACAUAAAAGAUACUGUCGUUGCUUUCAGCAUAUUUCUAGAACUCGUAACAUUUUUUAACUUUGGUACAUAAUAGUGUUAUUUCGGUAACAUCCAUGCGAACCAAUAAAAAAUAACUAGAAUCGUGAUAUUAUCUAA
This is a messenger RNA of Orussus abietinus, 4895 nucleotides long. RefSeq names its product Fanconi anemia group D2 protein homolog (gene Fancd2). Gene Ontology annotation, biological process: homologous chromosome pairing at meiosis; double-strand break repair involved in meiotic recombination; mitotic intra-S DNA damage checkpoint signaling. Bases 453 to 4724 code for a protein of 1423 amino acids. The transcript is spliced from 18 exons. Gene Ontology annotation, cellular component: nucleus; condensed chromosome. Gene Ontology annotation, molecular function: DNA polymerase binding. Lineage: Eukaryota; Metazoa; Arthropoda; Insecta; Hymenoptera; Orussidae. The record is from RefSeq and is a predicted model, not a curated record.